GUCAAGGGUGCCCUACCUUUGUUUAUCGGGUGCCACCCUCAGCAAGUCGUUGCACUGCCCUUCCCUGGCGUUCAUUCUCCCAGCUGCUCUUCUGGGGAGUUCAGGUGUUUCUUUUUGCUUCUCAAGUGAUGCUUUUUCCUGCCUGCCAGAGUAGGCUUCCUCCCUGGGCCUGGCUGCUCCUCCCAGUGCUCUUUUUGCUGCCUGAGGCUCAAGGUAACUGCACCUCUCCAGAACCACCCCUCUAUUCAUCACUCAACGGAGGCCCCCUGAAAGAAAGCUAUCCAGCUGGGGCUGUCCUGACAUACCAUUGCAUCGUGGGUUAUGAAUACAUACCUGGAACUGAAUCUUCCAUUACAUGUCUGAACACUUCAAAAUGGUCAGAAGUUCCAGUAUUUUGUCAGGGGAAAAAAUGUCGCCCUCCAGUUAUAGAGAACGGCAAAGGAGAUACUGAUGGUGAUGUCCGCCUUGGUGGUAGUGUAACUUUCUCCUGUGUACAUGGGUUUAGACUUAUUGGUGAAGCUACUGUUAAUUGUAUUCUGAGAAAUGGCAGGGUUGACUGGAACAGAGAUUUCCCAACUUGCCAGCACAUCCCUUGUCCUCGUCCUGACACGAUUCCCAAUGGAUACUUUGAUCCUCAUCCUUAUGACGAAUAUUACACUGGAUCAGCGGUGAUCUAUCGCUGCGACCGUGACUUCUCUCUGAUUGGAAAUUCAACAAUCACAUGCAUAGUGGAAGAAAAUGGUGUAAACGGAAAGUGGAAUCCACCUGCCCCUGAAUGUAAAAAAGUCAAAUGUGAUCAGCCAGAAGUGGAAAAUGGAAAAUUAUCAAAUCUACCUAAGCCGUCAUAUACCUAUAAUGAAGGCAUCAGCUUCAAAUGUAAUUCCGGCUAUUCCGCCAUGGGAAGCCUGCAUAUUCAAUGUGGAGCUAACAGUUCGUGGGUUCCUGCCAUCCCCAAAUGUGUCAAAGUUAUUUCCUCCACCGUUCAAGCUUUCUCCACAAGUCGAGUGACGACGCCCACCACUCUUCAUUCAGAAGAUAAGAGUACUGUGACGAGAGAAACUACACAGAUGUCAAAUACAACUUCCAAAGGUUAUACAGGAUACAACAAAACUGCCAUACUUGGAAAAUUGAUCAUCCUCCUGGCUCUUCUGUAUAGUUGCUGGUGAAGCCAUGACAUUGAACAUGUAGAAAAACUAUCAAGAUUUUAUUUGAUUGAACUGGGAAUCUGCUUGUGCUAAAUUAUUUAUUUCAUUUCAUUGCUAAACAUAAAAUACAAACUCCUAAAACCA
Messenger RNA from Python bivittatus (Burmese python), 1289 nucleotides. RefSeq names its product membrane cofactor protein. Lineage: Eukaryota; Metazoa; Chordata; Lepidosauria; Squamata; Pythonidae. The record is from RefSeq and is a predicted model, not a curated record.